AUGGCUCGAUCCGGACGUUCGAAGCGCCAAAGCGCAAAGGACUUAAAAGAAGUGCUAAAAGUAAAGAGAGCCAAACGAGCUCUUUCCAAUGGUGACUACAAGGCUGAUGCCCAAGUACCUAAGAGGGAAGCUCCUCCAGUUCCAACUCUAGUUAAAGAAGACCAAUUAAAAGAGGCUCAUGAACUUUUGCUUGAAAUAAAGCAAGCGCAACUUGAUGCCAUGACUCCCUUUCAAGUUCUUACCAGUUCUUUGGGCUCCCUCACUGAGAUUGGGAACUUUCUAGUUCAAGCAGAUUUGUCAGUUUUAGCUUCCAUAUUCGUCGAUAGCAUGGGUGAGCCUAGUGUUCCUGUCUCUGAAAUUGAGAAGAUGGUUAAGAAGAUAGUGGCAGCUAACCUAGAAAAGCUCUUAGGCUCUAAUAAGGGUAAGGAGCAGGUGAUAAUAGAAGAUGAUGAGGCCGAGAGCGAAUCUGAAAGAAAAGAGCACAUGGAUGACACUUGGCAAGACAAGGAAUUAUUUGCUAAGAAGAUGCCUACAAAGAAGACCGAACCUAAGCCAGUUGUGUUGAAAAAGUUUGAGAAGCUGGAUAAGAAGUUAGAGAAGCUGCAUGUCUUCAUGAAAUCUAAGGAAAUGGAUCAAUAUGUAGACAUCGAUGAUGAUGAUGAUAAUGAGUUGGAAUUGAAGCACACUACUCCUGUGAUCUACAAGAUGCCAAAGGUGGCAAAAUAUGAUGGUACGCGUGAUCCUAAGGUGCAUGUCAUGCAAUACAAACUAGUAAUGGAAUUGGCGGGUCUGCCGUCAAGGAAGAUUCUAAAGAUGUUUCCUAUGUCCUUGACUGGGUCUGAUCAGACAUUUUUAUUACAACUUAAAAAAGAAGGUGAAGAGAUUGGAACGAGCUCACCACGAUUUUCUUGA
Molecule: messenger RNA, 912 nt
Organism: Jatropha curcas
Lineage: Eukaryota; Viridiplantae; Streptophyta; Magnoliopsida; Malpighiales; Euphorbiaceae
Source: RefSeq, a predicted model, not a curated record